AUGCCACUGGCAGUUACAUCUCAAAUGUCAGGUGAUCUCAUGGACUUGGUUCACUGGCAGCGGGAGCUGGCUGACAACUUGGAGGCCCUGUCGCGCACAUGCGAUGGAAUCAGCACUGCGAUUGAAGGCAUGUCCAUCUCGAAAACCUGCAGUGGUGGUGGUCGCGGUCAACCUCACAAUCCGGCAGGGCUGCAGGUGCACGAGAAGUUCAAGCUGGACUCUGGCGUGCCGAUCAGGACCGGUGCCAAGGCAAAGGCCUCCGCCAAAGCCUAUACGAAGAAGCGCUCCUCGAGCCGGGUCUCCACCAUCUCCCUCACCUCCAAACCAGGCACACGCUUGCUGGAUGAUUGGAGCGAGGCUUUUGUGGUAUCCGAGCAAGAGGCUACGAACAUCUACAAUGAGCUGUAUGGCGAACGUGCCUCAGAAGGAGAGCGGGCCUUCUCAAGCAUUCAGAGCAUGCGAGAGUUCAGUGCCCAAUGUUGUCAACGCAAACGCUUCCGCAAAACACUUUUGGCGAUGUGGGAGCUCAUGACAUUGGCUCUGGUUUUGGUGGACACCGUGCUGACCCCGUUGACACUGGCUUGGCCAAGCAGCAGGAGCACGCCCUUCCGAUCCACAACGUUUUUUCAGGUGAGUCCGUGGAUAUGGAGCCUUGAUAUUCUGAUGAGCUUUGCCCCAGCGAUCAUAGCCAGUCCGUGUUCCCAGAAGUUCCUGCUCGCCAAGAAAUACGUGGGCUCAGCAUUCCCGCUUGAUGUGUGCUUACUGGCGGCGGAUAUCUUGAUCUUGUUCGGAAUCCAGGACGAGGGAAUGAGAUUGCUCGUCUUGCUCCGGCUGAUGCGUUUCUUGAAAAUGCAGAGGGUCAUUACUACCUUUGAGUACAAGCUGGCAGAGCGUGGGAGUACCAAAGUGGUGUCAUGCCUUGUCAUUCUGCAGUGCGUUGCCACUAUCCUCAUUGUGAACCACAUCUUGGCGUGCUUGCUGUUCUAUGUUGGGCAUCUUGGGAAGAUCUGGAACCGAAACAACUGGAUCGAGUUUUAUGAAGUUCUGGAGCAGACGCAAUAUUCCCAGUAUAUGACAUGCUUCAAUUGGGUCAUUGCAGAAUACACUCCAGCACCAUUUCCAUACAAACCUCAAAACGAAAUUGAACAGACCUUCAUUAUCGUGAUCAUCCUGACAUGCUUGCCUUUGCUCGGCUCUCAAAUCGGAAAGAUCAGCGGCACCUUGAACUUGAUGAAGGAAAAAGCACGUGAACGGGAUAUGGUGCGAAGAGAGCUGCAGAGAUGGCUUCAGAAGAGAGAAGCACCGGGGCGACUUAUGAGGCGCAUGCUCGCUUCCUUGGACAACGUCCUUGACUCUCGGGAAUCGCCACUGGAGAUCAAGGAACCCAUGGCUCUCAAGUUUCUUCCGCACAGCUUGUUAGAAGAAUUGCGAAUCGUGAAGAUGAGCCAAAAGCUGGGAAUGCACCCAUUACUUCACAUGCUGAUGGACGAUCGGCUGGCAAUUUCUGGCCGUUUGAGUACAUCUUUUCGUGAUGUCAAUGCCGUCCAGGGCGACGCGGUCUUCACAUCUGGUCGUCGUGGUGAAGGACUAUACAUCACUCAAAGCGGGCAGUUUGUUCUACACACGGAUCCGCUGCAGGAUCUGUUGGCCCAAGCUGUACAUAAGAAAUCCAGCACACACAGUUCUGGCACAGGUGCACUGAUCCAACAAGAAACCUGGUUAGCAGAACUCUGCCUGUACACCAAUCUGAACCAUAUUUCGACUCUUACAUGCACCGUUUAUUCCAAAGUGUUGACGACCCCAGUGGCAGAGUUUAUCCAAGCCGUCCGGACAUCUCCAGCAGCCGUGGUUGCUGUGCAUGAGUAUGCUGUGCGUCUGCUGACCACAUUUCAGCCACACAAAGUGCCAUGCUGGGAACGUCUGUCUCCAAAAGAUGCAGAUGACUGCGUCAGCCACACGCAACUGGCAGAGCUUCUGAAACCGGGCAGCGGGCAGAUUCACAAUCUCAGAUCUUCGGAGGAAACAGACUUUACAACAUUCUUGGAUGAGAUCAUGGCUGAUGGGCUCAGCAACAACGACAUGGUCAACAUCUUCCAAAAGUUUAUUCCGGAGCUCAGGGGCGAUGGCAUUUAUGCCCAACUGCGCAUUCAGGACGAGGCAAAACGAGCCCUACUGUCGCUGCUGAGCACUGUUUGGUUUCUCAAGGACGACUACGACAGCAUGGUGGAGGUUCAGAAGCCGGGACAGCGACUGUCCAAACUUACUUUCCAGGCCAUCGAGGAGACACUUGGCGGGCGCCAGAUGUCCAAAGAACAGCUCACGGCAUUAAUGGUGCUCCUUGCACUUCGUGGUCUCGGCAAAAGCUCAGACUUUGCCAAGCUAUGUCCUCCCUCCGAGAGGCGCACCCCGGAGCAGGUGUUGGCGUAUGCUCUGGCCAAUCUGGAUGGCUAUCUCCCGUCGGUUGCAAGUCUACAGGGUGAGGUCUACCAUCAGAUCGUUGCACUUGUACGCAUGCUUUCUGACUUCAACUUCGCUCAGAUGUUGCAAGGGGAGAAUAAUCCACAUUCUGUGUGGCAGCUGCAGUGUGCCAGAGAAGACGAGGGCGAGGAUGUGUAUCGGACUUUCCUCUUCGUUCAGGUCAGCAUCUUGUGCGGGGUCACUGGCAGCAUGUCUUUGGCUGGCUCAAUGUUCCUGACCGAAGCGAACGGGCGCUCUGUCAUGAAAGGGCUGGCUUGCUUGCACGACCUUACCGGUGUGGAUCCUGCCGCGGUGUACUGGAAUUACAUCUCCAGCCGAGCGGAAGCAUUGGACUUGCAUGUCGCGACCCCGAGCCACUUGGUCCUGGCCAGGCUUGCGUGCUUGACACGAACCGUGCAGGCGUCUUCCUUACAAGCCCUGGCAAACGAUUGGGAGGAAUUGACCAACCAGGAAAAAGAUGCAUUGCUGGAGCUUUUCCUCUCAGAUGGACACGACGACAAAGCCUUCAUUCUAUUGUACCUGCCCUUGUUCCUCGCGAACGCAACGGCAAAUCCGGAACUCGGCCUCCGACAUGGCUUGCAGUUCCUGGUGGAGCUCUAUACGAAAUUAAUGGCACACCGCUGUCUCAACCAGGAAGCCUCCACAGUGACAGUGGACAUAUCAUCCCUUGCAUCCGCAGCAAAGAACGUUGACGGCGCUCGUCUCCUCAGACUGUGUCUCGAUUGCUCUCGGAUCGUCAAACACGGCACCGGUGUAACCGUUCUGCUGACCGCAGAGAGCUAUCAGUUCAUGUCAGGCCAGCUCGUCGACGAAGAUCGCAAGUUGCAGAUGUUGGAGCUCGUGGCUGCGCAGCAGCGUCGCUUGGAGGAUGCCCUUAUGGGCAGAAGACAGUCAAUGCUGGUGAAGGAAGUACUGCCAUCGGAUACAGUAUUGUCAGAUGUAUUCUGA
This is a messenger RNA of Symbiodinium sp. CCMP2592, 3426 nucleotides long. The record is from the annotation of a GenBank genome assembly. Lineage: Eukaryota; Dinophyceae; Suessiales; Symbiodiniaceae.